Thyridium curvatum is the source of this 1068-nucleotide messenger RNA. RefSeq lists its product as uncharacterized. NCBI's taxonomy places the organism in Eukaryota, Fungi, Ascomycota, Sordariomycetes, Thyridiales, Thyridiaceae. The coding region runs from base 1 to 1068 and encodes 355 amino acids. The transcript is spliced from 4 exons. The record is from RefSeq and is a predicted model, not a curated record.
AUGUUAUCGGAAAACAUCCAGCUGUCGCAACCAGUAAAUGGCUGGGACGGUGAAGCUUCACCGACCGGCUUCAUAGAUAUGUUUGACCUCUUGACGAACCCAGACAUGGGCAUCGAUAUAGAUAUCGGUAACGUGCCCGACAAAAUUCUGGCGACUUCCGAUCAUACGACAGCCUCUGGGCACUUACAACAGCCCUCGUUCUCGCUUCCAGCAUCGUUGUCGUAUAAGGAUCCUUCUUCGUUGCUCCAACGUCGCGAGUUCUCCCAGGUUGAUCUUCAGCUUACCAGUGAUCUUGCUCUACAUAUCCUGAGCUCCUACCUCUACACAAUGGCAGAUCAGGGCUCUCCACCACCCUUUAUCCACCCAAGCUAUCAGUAUUUAAAGGAAAUCGAUACAGAUCGCCCAAGUCCCCUCUCUGCAGCGAUGAAUUUGGCCAAGAUGCUAUUCAUUGGUCACGGAACAAAUAAGACCCUCAUAUGGAAGCUGAUACAGACAGAACAAGAACGACUGCUAUACGAUUAUUCAAAAUUCAACAGGUGGCAGGCUCUCGAGGCACUGCAAUCCAUCAUUCUCUACAUAUUGCUGAGGAUCAACGAGGGACGGCGUGACUAUACCAACUUCGAUACCAAGCUCUUCAUUUCUCUGAAUGCAAUCUGUCGCCACAUCUCGACCAACUUUGGCAAGCUCGUCAGCUCUGAUGAGCUCAAUGGUGAAAUGAUUCCAUGGAAGGACUGGGUCUUUUACGAGUCGCGCCGCCGAUCUGCGACUGUCAUCUACAUCAUUGACAGCAUUCUCUACGCUCGAAUAUCGGAGCCCGGCCCAGGCAUGCCGGAGUACAACCACGCCCCCGCGCCGUCUCCCUUGACACUGUGGAAUGCUGAGAACGAGUCGGAUUGGACCGCUGGCUACGCGAACUAUCUGCAUGCGAACACCGCGGAUGGCAUGCUCAAGAACGCAGAUCUCGUCGCGCUGAGGGAGGCUGCCACUGGAAACCAGAAUGAAAGAUGGUACGCGUAUGCCGACUCUUUUGGGCUUUUGGUGACUCUUACGGCCAACUUGAUUAUUUAA